Amphiprion ocellaris (clown anemonefish) is the source of this 2265-nucleotide messenger RNA. It is a transcript of the gene ccm2, whose product is annotated as CCM2 scaffold protein. The transcript is spliced from 10 exons. Gene Ontology annotation, biological process: heart development; vasculogenesis. Lineage: Eukaryota; Metazoa; Chordata; Actinopteri; Pomacentridae. The coding region runs from base 332 to 1717 and encodes 461 amino acids. The record is from RefSeq and is a predicted model, not a curated record.
UGGAUCUCAGCUCUACGCCCAAAAUGGCGGCCCGAUUGAAAAGUUUUUCUUGUUUUCUUGGAGUUUGUUUUCUUUACAGAAUAUUUUUGUAGCUGCUCUAACCGCGAAGAAACGUCAGGUUUUAUAUUUUGGAGGAACUCCGACAGUUUUUCUGGCGGUUGGAGGGUUAAACGGGGACCAGGAUGGCGUUUUGCUAUCAGCUCCACAUCGGGCAUCGCUUUACCGAUGCUAGGCUAGGCUAGGCUAAGCUAGGCUAGCGGCUGUCCUCGGCGGCUCCGUGUUCUCUCCUGGAAGCUGAGUGGACUAUGAAGAAGAGGAUCUUUACAUAGAAAUGGAGGAUGAUGUGAAAAAAGUGAAAAAGCCUGGUAUCGUGUCUCCGUUCAAGCGAGUGUUUCUGAAAGGAGAAAAGGGUCGAGAUAAGAAGGCCCAGGAGAAGACCACCGAACGGAGAGCUCUCCACACCUUCUCCCUGUCCCAGCCCGACCACCGCAUCGACCCCGACAUCCUGCUCAAUGACUACAUCGAGAAGGAGGUCAAAUAUCUGGGCCAGCUGACUUCAGUUCCAGGAUACCUGAACCCAUCGAGCAGGACGGAGGUUCUGCAGCUCAUCGACAGUGCCAGGAAGUCCCAUCAGUUGGCGGGUCAGCUGACGUCGGAGCAGGAUGCCGUGGUCAGUUUAUCGGCCUACAACAUCAAGCUGGUGUGGCGAGACGGAGAAGACAUCAUCCUGAGGGUUCCCAUCCACGACAUCGCUGCCGUGUCCUACAUCAGAGAUGACUCCUUACACCUGGUGGUCAUCAAGACAGCCCAGGAGUCUGGAGGUUCUCCGUGUCCCAGCUCAUGUCCAGAUCUGAAUAAAUCCCAGACACUGAGUUCCUUGUCGGAGAGCGGAGCUGUUCUGGUGGAGGUCUGCUGUCUGCUGGUGCUGGCCGUCGAUAACAAGGCAGCAGCAGAGGAGCUGUGUCUGCUGCUCAGCCAGGUGUUCCAGAUCGUCUACACUGAAUCUACCAUCGACUUCCUGGACAGAGCGAUCUUUGAUGGAGCCACGACGCCAACCAGACACCUGUCCCUGUACAGCGAUGACUCCUCCAGUAAGGUGGACGUUAAGGAGGCGUUUGAGGCAGAAGGAAGCACGUUUCCGUUCCAGGUCACCAUGCAGACAGAAGGAAGCUCUCCACUGGCCUCCAGCCCAGCAUCUCCUCAGAACAAGACGGCCAGCGAAGGAGAGCUGAGUACGACGGCUGCUGAGCUGCUGCAGGACUACAUGACCACGCUGAGGACCAAGCUGUCUUCUCAGGAGAUCCAGCAGUUUGCGACUCUGCUGCAUGAAUAUCGGAACGGAGCUUCCAUCCAUGAGUUCUGCAUCAACCUGCGGCAGCUUUACGGAGACAGCAGGAAGUUCCUCCUCCUCGGUCUUCGUCCCUUCAUCCCAGAGAAGGACAGCCAGCACUUUGAGAACUUCCUGGAGACCAUCGGGGUGAAGGACGGUCGCGGCAUCAUCACCGACAGCUUUGGCCGGUACCGCCGCACCGCCAGCUCCGCCUCCGACUCCACCACCAAUGGGAAUGGAGCAGUGGGAGGCGGUGGCGACAGCGGAGCCUCGGACGAAGGUCAGGAGGCUUCAGAAGGCGACGAGUGGGACCGAAUGAUCACCGACAUCAGCAACGACAUCGAGGCUCUGGGCUGCAGCAUGGACCAGGAGGGAGCCACGCCCUGACCGGAUGAUCACCUGACCGGCUGAUCACCUGACCGGACGAUCACCUGACCAGGUGAUCGUCCGGUCAGGUGGAGGAGGUCUGGAUCUCUGGUUCCUGGUGGUUUCCUCUAGUUGUCCAGAGGACGUGAAGCCCCAGGAACUUGCAGCCGUCCAGAGGGACUCAGCCUCUGAUUGAUGAACCUGUUUACUGAUUUUGUACGUUUUAUCGGCAGUAUCUGCCUCUGCGAUGUUUCCUCGGAGGACUGAUGAUCUUCAGGAGGCUGCAGCGUUCGUCUAUCAGCUUCUUUUAUCUGUUGCUGUUUUGCUUUUUAUAAUUCUCAGUAAGAUUGUUUUACACUAUUUUUUGUUAUCCAUGUUUACUCUUUUAUAUAUUUGCCUUAUUCAAACUGACCAUGAGAUGCUGUAGAACCCUCAGACUGUUGGAGACAAUGCCAGCACUGGCUGAACUAGAUGUCUGAUGUUCCUUCACACUGCUGCAGCCGUCUGGACCUCAGACCAGAGAACACCAACUGUACCCACAGUUAUUAAAGAACAUCGUUUACACCUGC